Molecule: messenger RNA, 2106 nt
Organism: Knipowitschia caucasica
Lineage: Eukaryota; Metazoa; Chordata; Actinopteri; Gobiiformes; Gobiidae
Source: the annotation of a GenBank genome assembly
AUGGACGCCUCUCUCUGCUCUCGCUGGUCCAUCUUGGGAGGCCGUGUGACUCUGACAUGUGUAAUACAGAGACCUUCUCCAGUCCAUGAGGAAUACAGAUGGUUCAGAGGGAAAGAAGAUCAACCUGAAGAACUGAGAGAAACCUCACAAUCUAUCAGCGUCUCCAGAGGAGGAGAGUACAGCUGCAGAGGACAAACUCAGUUUGGAUUUACAGCUCGGAGCCUUCCAGUCUCCCUCAAAGAAACUGAGCUGGGCGUGGCCUCUCUGUCCCUGUGGCCCCCGUGGCCUCAGCUGUUCUCUGGAGAGCAGCUCUGUCUCUCCUGUAGAGCACACAGAGCAGAUGCUGAGUGGAUGUUUGAAUGGAGCAGAUCUGGACAGAGGCUGGACUUCACACAAAGUGAAGUGACCAUAAGAAAAGCUGCAGUGAGGGACACAGGCUCCUACCGCUGCAGAGGAGUCCUGCCCCACACAGUCACUGAGUGGAGCCCCGUCAUUUCUCUGAAAGUGUCUCAGAGGGCCAGUGUGGGCCCUGAACACAACUCCUUCAGCCUCCAGGGCCUCAACCACUCAGCAGUGUUUGUGUGUCGAGCAACAAGAGGAAGUCCCGCCUUCUUCUCUGAAUACAGCGACCCCUCCUUUGUUUGGUCUGAAGCUGCCCCUGUGUCAAAAACAGGCCUCUCCUCUGUCCCUGUGAUGUGGGUGGUGGGACCUGUGUGUUCUGUGGUUUCACUGAUUCUGCUGCUGCUUCUGUGGAGCUGCACCAAAACAAAAGAGAAGUCACGCAGUGUUGAACUGACCGUGGUCAACACUCUAGUGGAGGACAGAGUGACACUGGGCUGUAGUGUAGAGGACUGGAAGGAGAACGUCCAGUGGUUUUUCAGAAACAGAUCUUCUUAUCCUUAUUCUGAGCUGAAUAAUGACAAAAGUGUCCUGACUGUGUCUCGUGGAGGAGUGUACUCAUGCAGAGGAGCAGGUUAUCGUUUAUUCACAGGAGAAAGCAAGGAAAUUGCAGUUGAAUCGUUUGAAAGACCCUGCUCGGUCUUUGUGAUUCGAUCGUCUGAAGUUCUCCCAGUGGGAGGCCGUGUGACUCUGACAUGUGUAAUACAGAGACCUUCUCCAGUCCAUGAGGAAUACAGAUGGUUCAGAGGGAAAGAAGAUCAACCUGAAGAACUGAGAGAAACCUCACAAUCUAUCAGCGUCUCCAGAGGAGGAGAGUACAGCUGCAGAGGACAAACUCAGUUUGGAUUUAUAGCUCGGAGCCUUCCAGUCUCCCUCAAAGAAACUGAGCUGGGCGUGGCCUCUCUGUCCCUGUGGCCCCCGUGGCCUCAGCUGUUCUCUGGAGAGCAGCUCUGUCUCUUCUGUAGAGCACACAGAGCAGAUGCUGAGUGGAUGUUUGAAUGGAGCAGAUCUGGACAGAGGCUGGACUUCACACAAAGUGAAGUGACCAUAAGAAAAGCUGCAGUGAGGGACACAGGCUCCUACCGCUGCAGAGGAGUCCUGCCCCACACAGUCACUGAGUGGAGCCCCGUCAUUUCUCUGAAAGUGUCUCAGAUGUUUGAGUCCUGGCUCAGGCCUGGGGCCUCUGUGUCUCUGAACUGCACUGUGACAGCGCCCUCUGCAGGAUGGAUCUUUCACUGGUACAGGGCUGUUCCCCACUCAAAGUCUUUCACAUAUGAGCGGCUCCCAGGGGCCAGUGUGGGCCCUGAACACAACUCCUUCAGCCUCCAGGGCCUCAACCACUCAGCAGCGUUUGUGUGUCGAGCGACAAGAGGAAGUCCCGCCUUCUUCUCUGAAUACAGCGACCCCUCCUUUGUUUGGUCUGAAGAUGCAGCGUCUACAGAGUCUCUGUCCGUCAGUCCUGACAGAACACAGCACUUCACUGAUGACAUCAUCUCUCUGAGUUGUGGGUUCAACUCCACUGGAGCAGAAUAUGAAAGAUAUUCUGACAACAAACUCUCUGCACAAACAUGCAGAUCAAUGAGGAAAGAUAAAUGUGACUUUAGUUUACAUGAGAAAACCAGUGCAGUGUUUUGGUGCGAGUCCAGAACUGGAGAAAUGAGCAACGCCAUCAACAUCUCCGCUCACAGUGAGUUUGUUACAAUCUGA